This is a messenger RNA of Ctenocephalides felis (cat flea), 1420 nucleotides long. Its product is annotated as popeye domain-containing protein 3-like. Gene Ontology annotation, molecular function: cAMP binding. NCBI's taxonomy places the organism in Eukaryota, Metazoa, Arthropoda, Insecta, Siphonaptera, Pulicidae. The coding region runs from base 192 to 1361 and encodes 389 amino acids. The transcript is spliced from 9 exons. The record is from RefSeq and is a predicted model, not a curated record. Gene Ontology annotation, cellular component: sarcolemma.
GUCAUGAUAAACAUUUUGUGAAAAGCGUAGCUUACUGUAAGGACGUAGAACCCAACCGCGGUACGUACAGAGAUAUGUGUGCGCAGCUCGCAGUGAUGACACCGAGUGACAAGAUUGUUCGUAGCACGUGAGAUUGCGUGGAUCAAGAGAUAGAUUUUGUUAAGCAAAUGCAAGUGCUCAUAUUUUGAAACAUGGUACCAAAUCCUUCGGCAUCAGGUGAUUUUUCUCCUGGUGAACACACUCCAAACUACCUUCAGGUAGGAUCAAAUCAUACGUGGCCCGGCGGACAACAAUCUGUCAACUACACCUUGCCACUAGGCGGGUGGAUUUGGUGUGAUAUAUGGAAAGAACCUCAACAUCUUAUGUUUCAACUUGCCAAUGUGUGCUUCCUAGUUGCUUACUCGGCUCCUUCUUCCAAACGCGGGCAAUUGUUUAUGCACUCUGUUUUAAUAAUAAGUUUUAUGGUAUAUUCCGCUUGGGCCUGGCAAGUUAUUUGUGCGCCAGAUGUGUUUUCGUGGAAUUUUGCGUUUUUCUUUAUGAACAUUGGACAGGUCGUAUACAUCAUUUACGAAAUGCGACCGGUUAAAUUCGAUUCCGAACUAGAAGAAGCCUAUAAUAACCUUUUUCAGCCGUUUAAAGUGUCUCGAUUGCAGUUUAAACGAAUGGUGUGCACGGAUUUUGCGCAAGUUAUGUCGUUGCAUGCUGGAGAGGCGUAUGCUAUGCAGAAUCUCACGAGAACCGAUCGCUUAGGACUGCUGUUGUCUGGUAAAGUAAACGUUCUUUCGGAUCAACAGUUUCUACAUCCAAUACUUCCAUGUGAAUUUCUGGAUUCUCCAGAAUUCGAAUCCAGUCGGGCUGGCGUCGAUGACAAAUUCAAAGUGUCAAUUGUAGCUGCUAGUUCAUGUCGUUAUUUAUUUUGGCAACGAGCGGCCUUAGAAUACUUAUUUGUUAAAGAGACUUAUUUAGCUACGGUACUAACUACUUUAGUUGCACGUGAUAUUACAACCAAGUUGUAUGCAAUGAACAACAAGAUCGUCACGGAAAAGGGAUCUCACUUAGAUAUACGAUUACCCAGUAUUACAAACUCUUUAACCUCAGGUGGAGAGUAUAAAAGUCCACCACGAAUUAUUCGAACGACAAAUUUAUUAGACUGUUGUCCUCUAUCGCCACGUUCAGCGUCAUCUAGAGAGCGACUUCUUCCCAAAGAAAUAUCACUACUUCAAGGAGCGCGAAAUAAGAGACGAGGAGAGAUGGAACCAUUGACCGAAUUGCCUUCAUCGGACGAACGACCUGAGCGCGACGUUCAAGUCUGGUUAGAAACCAGUUCAAAAUAUCAGGCCUGGAAACUCGAUGAAAAUUAAUUGUGCUAAUCUGCAAUGAUUUUUGUCACAUUAUUAUUUGGCCAUUAUGUACAUGAAUA